AUGGACGCAACAAUGGAGAACAAAAUGGGCCUGCCGCCGCCGUACGAGCCCAGCUCGCCGAACCCGGCGCCUCCGCCCUCGUACUUCGGCGACCACCCACCGCCGCCGAUCGCGCCUACAGCGCAGCCCCGCACCGUAGUCGUCACCACAGCCCCGACGGCUGCGGACGGCGAGAUCAAGAUCGGCCCCGGGCCCACGGGCAUCACCUGCCCCAAUUGCAACAGGUCCGUCGUCACCAGGGUGAACUACGCCGCCAACAACCGGACCCACAUAAUAUCAGCCGGCCUCUGUAUAUUGACCGGAUGCUGUUGCGGUUGCUUCAUUCCAUACUGCAUGAGGUCGUGCAAAGCCGCAAAUCACUUUUGCCCUAAAUGUAGGGCGUUCAUUGGCACGUACACCCCAUCA
Messenger RNA from Iphiclides podalirius (scarce swallowtail), 405 nucleotides. Lineage: Eukaryota; Metazoa; Arthropoda; Insecta; Lepidoptera; Papilionidae. The record is from the annotation of a GenBank genome assembly.